Molecule: messenger RNA, 491 nt
Organism: Drosophila bipectinata
Lineage: Eukaryota; Metazoa; Arthropoda; Insecta; Diptera; Drosophilidae
Gene: ave
Product: Protein aveugle
Biological process (GO): cell surface receptor protein tyrosine kinase signaling pathway
Cellular component (GO): cytoplasmic side of plasma membrane
Molecular function (GO): protein binding
Source: RefSeq, a predicted model, not a curated record
ACGUUCGUCCACCACUAACUGUUAUCAAACCCGUUGUUUGUUUUUUUUGCAAACGCUAAACAAAUUGUAAAUUCCGAAAUGGGUGAAGAAACCAGCAAUUCCACGCAAAACAAAACUAGAACGAAAACCACGCGGCCCAAAGCCGUUUACCAGUGGACAGUGAGUGAUGUACUAAAGUGGUAUCGCCGUCACUGCGGCGAAUACAGCCAGUACGAACAGCUUUUUGCCCAGCAUGAUAUAACCGGCCGAGCUCUCCUGCGCAUCACGGACUCCUCUUUACAGCGAAUGGGAGUAACAGAUAACCGGGACAGGGAGGCUAUCUGGCGGGAGAUCGUCAAGCAGCGACUCAAAACGGACAUCAUGGAGAUCCGAGACAUGGAGCGGCUCAACAUACAUUAGCUUUAGGAUAAUCAUUAAUAGUUUAUUAUUGUUGUAGGCAAAUAUUUAAGACGAUAAAUUAAACGAUAUUUUAGCUCUAUUCAAAAUGAUAA